Messenger RNA from Abrus precatorius (Indian licorice), 2448 nucleotides. Its product is annotated as protein SMAX1-LIKE 4-like. The coding region runs from base 1 to 2448 and encodes 815 amino acids. The record is from RefSeq and is a predicted model, not a curated record. The transcript is spliced from 4 exons. Lineage: Eukaryota; Viridiplantae; Streptophyta; Magnoliopsida; Fabales; Fabaceae.
AUGCGCUCAGGUGUUUGUGCAUUACAGCAGACCCUCACAGCUGAGGCUGCUUCAGUGUUGAAGCACUCUCUGGGGUUGGCUCGUAGGAGGGGCCAUGCACAGGUCACUCCUUUGCAUGUGGCUGCAACUUUGCUCAGCCUAAGAGCCAGUUCUUUGAGAAGGGCUUGUUUCAAAUCUCAGCCUCACCAAACUUCACAUCCUCUUCAAUGCAGAGCUCUUGAACUGUGUUUCAAUGUGGCUCUCAAUAGACUCCCAACAACACCUUCUCCUUUGAUCCACACUCAGCCUUCUCUUUCCAACGCUCUCAUUGCUGCACUCAAAAGAGCACAGGCUCAUCAGAGAAGAGGAUGCAUAGAGCAACAGCAACAACAGCCUCUUCUUACUGUCAAAGUUGACUUGGAACAGCUCAUCAUAUCCAUUCUUGAUGACCCUAGUGUUAGCAGGGUUAUGAGAGAGGCUGGAUUCUCUAGCACUGCUGUUAAGAACAAUAUAGAGGACUCUUCAGCUCCUUUUCAGUGUUACAACAGUUCUGGUGGUGUAUUUUCUUCUCCUUGUUCACCUUCUUCUAGCGAGAACCAUAGGGAAACAACCAUCAACCGUACCAGUUUCAGGCACACUCAUCAUCAUUUCUUAGCUGCUUAUACUUCUGAGUUCAACCCUGCAGUUCUCUUUUCUCCACCAAAGAAUGCUCCUUUGUGUCCCACAUCAGGUGGACUUGGCUUAAGCCUUCAUGCUUCCAGUUUCCUUGAUUCAAAGAUGACCAUCUACCAGAGCCCAUCUCAUAUGCUGGAAACAAAGCCUUUGAGUAACAAGGAGCAUCUGGAUAAGCUCAAUUGCUGUGAAGAAUGUGCCCCAAAUUAUGAAAAAGAAGCCCAACUUCUCAAAUCAGACCAGAAGAAAAUGUUGCCUUUCUGGCUUAAGUCUCAUACCACAGAAGACCAUAAGAAGGAUGAAUUAACCCAUUUGAAAAUAAAAUGGAAUAGACUAUGCCACAGUCUCCACCAAAGCAAACAGCCUCAGAACCAAUGGAACUGGAACACCAGUAAUAAUUCAUCAAGUUCUAUAUCCUUUGCCAACAAUGCCACCUACAACUCCACCUCCAAUCUUGUCCCUCGAUUCAGGCGUCAACAAUCAUGCGCCAUUGAGUUCAAUUUCAGCGACAAAUGGGAAGCAACAGAGCCAAUCUUGGGUUCUCUUGUGAGCAUGGAAGGUAAAGAAGUAAAGACUACUCUUGCUCUUGGAAAUGGUGGUUCAGGUGAAACGGUGGGGAAUAUAACUGAUAGAACACUGCAACGAGCUCAUAUUUGUAAACUGUUGCAGGAGAAUGUGCCAUGGCAGUUUGAGACUGUUCCUUCGGUGGCUGAGGCCUUGAUUAAUUCCAAAUCAGCAAAGCAAAGUAACAUUACUUGGUUAUCUGUGCAAGGCAAUGACAUCAUUGGCAAAAGAAGGUUGGCACUUGCAGUUGCAGAAUCAGUUUUUGGCUCAACUGAUGUGUUCCUUCACUUGGACAUGCUUAAGAAAGAGACUUCAAUAGCCCCAUUUCCUGAAAUGUUGGCGGGAGCAAUGAAAACCCACCAAAAGCUUGUGGUGCUAAUAGAAAAUGUUGACUUUGCUGAUGCCCAAUUCAAGAAAUUCCUAUCAGAUGGAUUUGAAACAGGAAAGUUUGGAAAUUUAAGUAGCAUGGAAGAGAACUCAAGGCAUGCAAUAUUCAUGUUGACAAGUGGGGGAUCCACUAGCAUUGAGGAGCAGAAUCAGGAAUUGGUUAUGAAGUUGUUGUGGCAAGUAAGUGAAACCAAGCCAAAUUUAGAGACACCUUGCUUAGGCCACAAGCAAAAGGCUGAACUAGAUUUGUUUUCCAACAUCAAGAGGCCAAGAAUUGAAGAGAAUCAAGAGGCAUUGUUGGUUUCUUCAAAGCAAAAGAAAGAGUUUUCAAGACAGUCAAGCUUCAACACCCUUGAUCUGAAUAUGAAAGCUGAUGAAGAGGGUGAUGGGUUGGAUAAAGCAGGGGAAAGUAGUCCCAUUUCAAGUGAUUUGACUAGAGAAACUAUAGCUGAUCCACUGAACCCAAAUGGGUUUCUUGACUCAAUUGAGAACCGGUUUGAGUUGAAUACAAGUCCAGCUAGGGAGAGGGAGAUGAAAGAGUUGUUUUUAUCUAAGAUUAAGGGGUCUUUUGAAGACGUUUAUGGGAAGCCAUAUUUGAUGAAUUUAAGUGUAGAUGAGAGGGUGAUUGAGGAUGUGUGUGUUGGGUGUGGUUCUUUUACUAACAGCAUGUUUGAGAAAUGGCUAAGAGACAUUUUUCAAAGCAGCUUACAAACGGUUAACUUUGGAGGGAAGGAGGGUAUACUUUUUAGACUUUCUUGGGGUGGUAAAGGACAUAGAAAAUCAGAUAGUGGGUUCAUUGGUUCUUCUCUGCCCAAGAGUAUCCAAGUUAAUUACUUCAUAGAGUGA